AUGGCGGAUCAAGAAAGAAAUACAGUGACCGCCGAUGAUGCAAUGUCUUCGUCUUCAUCGUCUUCUUCUUCGUCGGACUACAAUCUAUAUCUCCCAAUCAAAAUCAUCUUCGACAUUCUGAAUCGUCUCCCAGUCAAAUCUCUCCUUCGAUUCAGGUGCGUAUGUAAAACCUUCCGCCACGUCAUCUCUAACCCUACCUUCAUCUCCUCCCACCUCCUCCACCACCACACCAACACCAUCGCCGCCACCAUUUUCACCUUCAAACACCGCUCCUCCUCCAUUCUCUCUAUGUUACAAUCAUCCUCAUCGUCUCAAAACCCUACCAUUCUGGUCCACGCCUUUCCCAACCACACUCGCGAUCUACACCUAAUCGGCUCCAUCAAUGGCCUCCUCUGUCUCUCACGAACCCUUCAUUUCCAUCAAUGCAUCCUCCUCCUCCUCUGGAACCCCGCUACCAAACUCUUCAAAUCUGUCCCCCUUCCCACCAUCCAAAUUUCUCUUAGGUUUCUUCAACUCUCUCUCGGGUUCGGAUUCCGAUUCCAUUAUACUACUUCUUCUAGUGACUACAAGGUUGUCAGGAUAGUUUCUUUCAAGUCACAUACCCAAGUCGAGGUCUACUCUUCAAUUUCUGAUUGUUGGAGAGAGAUUCAAGUUAUGGAUUUGCGCUUUUAUAUCCAUAAAUUGUCUUGUGAGGUGAUUGUCAAUGGAGCUCCCUAUUGGUUUCUCUCAACUACUUCAAAUCAUUGUCUUUGCUUCACAUGGUUUGAUGUUCAAAAUGACGCUUUUGUCAUGUUGCCGGGGCUCGAUUUUUCUGGGUCCUACAACGGGACUUCUGUCUACUACAAAUUAAUGGAUUGGAAAGAUAAUGUUGUUGUGGUUGUGUGUUGUCCUGGCAACCCAUGUGUUGAUGUGUGGAUGCUAGAGGAUCGUUGUGGCGGUGAGAGCAAUUGGUGUAAGAAAUUUGUGAUUAGACCGAUUUUGGGUGUUGAACGAUUUGGGUUGUUGCAAUGCACGAAGAAUGGUGAGAUUAUAGCAGAAGAUGCACGGGAAAGGAUAUUCUUGCACAAUCCCCGAAAUGGAGAGACUAAGUAUAUUCCUAUCAGUGGAGUUGAGUUCAAAGCUUUUCACUAUGUAGAGAGUUUGGUUUCAAUCAAAGGAUUCAAACAACAAGAACUGAACAAUCAGCACUGA
Messenger RNA from Camellia sinensis, 1191 nucleotides. Its product is annotated as F-box/kelch-repeat protein At3g23880-like. NCBI's taxonomy places the organism in Eukaryota, Viridiplantae, Streptophyta, Magnoliopsida, Ericales, Theaceae. Gene Ontology annotation, molecular function: protein binding. The record is from RefSeq and is a predicted model, not a curated record.